GGUGGCAGGAAGCCGGGCAGAGCGGUGCCAGGGCCAGCUGCUGGGCAGGGCUGGGCUGAGCCGGACUGGGCACUGUUGGGGCACCAAGGUGGCGGCGGCGCCAUGGGGGACGGUCGGGCCGAGCACUAUCACGUGCGCACGCCGCUGCUGGAGAGCUGGGUGCUGUCCCAGGUGCUGGGCACCACGGUCUACCUCAAGUGUGAGAAUGUGCAGCCAGCAGGCUCCUUCAAGAUCCGGGGCAUUGGGCACUACUGCCAGGAGAUGGCCAAGAAGGGCUGCAGACACCUCGUGUGCUCCUCAGGCCACGCCAGCCUGGUGCAGGAGCUGAAGGCUGACCUGGGGUCCCCGCCCGGGGCCCUGGUGCUGGCCGUGGGGGGCGGGGGCCUGCUGGCGGGCGUGGCCGCGGGCCUGGAGCAGGUGGGCUGGCAGGACGUGCCCGUCGUCGCUGUGGAGACCCGAGGGGCCGAUUCCUUCCACGCGGCCCUCAGGGCGGGCAAGCUGGUCACCCUCCCCGACAUCACCAGUGUGGCCCGGUGCCUGGGCGCUAAGACGGUGGCGGCGGGCGCCCUCGCGUGCGCCAAGCAGCUCAAGGUUCUCUCCGAGGUGGUGGCGGACGCCGAGGCUGUGAGCGCCGUGCAGCGGUUCCUGGAUGACGAGCGGAUGCUGGUGGAACCCGCCUGCGGGGCGGCGCUGGCCGCCGUGUACUCGGGGGUCCUGGGGCGGCUGCAGGCCGAGGGCCGCCUGCCCUCCCCGCUGGCCUCCGUCGUGGUCAUCGUGUGUGGCGGCAACAGCAUCGACAGCCGGGAGCUGCAGGCCCUGAAGCCGGCUGGGCCAGAAGUGAAAGCCUGAGAGGCGGCGGCAGAGGCAGGGACGCUGCCCUGCGCCUCCGAGCUGGCCGCCGCCGCCUGCAGGAAGCCCUCCCAGACUGCUCUCUGGGCUCUCCUCUGGCCAAUAAACCUGAGCGGAAGUUA
Sorex araneus (European shrew) is the source of this 971-nucleotide messenger RNA. Its product is annotated as serine dehydratase-like. Gene Ontology annotation, biological process: L-threonine catabolic process; L-serine catabolic process. Lineage: Eukaryota; Metazoa; Chordata; Mammalia; Eulipotyphla; Soricidae. The record is from RefSeq and is a predicted model, not a curated record. Gene Ontology annotation, molecular function: threonine deaminase activity; L-serine ammonia-lyase activity.